UCAUGUACAUAGACUGACUAAAGUAGCGGACCAUAUAUGGGACCAAAUUAUCCAAUUCAGUGCCUUUUUAUGUUCUAUCCUCACAAAUUAGGAACUUUGUUUCCAAUCUACUGUAGAACUUUAUGCUUGUAGUACCUGCUUGUUUUAUACCAUCUUUCGUCUUUUUUUACCGAGCGAGACAACAUUUGUAUACGUAUUAACAGAUCGACUGUGUUCACACAGCAUAAUUCGUUCAACAAUUCACACAAAGCAUAAUUUGUGUUGUAAUACACGGGAUGCGAGUUAAGUGUAAUUUCGACCCAGAGUCGGUCGACUUGGCGGAAAUUCUGCAGUAUGGAUGCAAACCCCCCGAUGCAUCUGACAUGUUCAAAGAGGGGGUGUUUAAAAAAAGUGGAGCACAUAAGGGGGAGGGGAAGUCUUCCAGAAGUGACCAGAUGCGAUGUUUUAGACUGAAGAACCACCUGUUGUUCUAUUACCAGCAGGAUUCCCUCCCCAUCCUGGACAAAAAUGUGGCAGGGGUCAUUGUACUACUCAAUGUGUUCAUAUCCAGGGGCCUCAUGACCUCUAUUGACAGUGACUACCCGUUUGUGCUGCGACUGAGCACAGACCAGCAGAGUAAGAUGAAAGUCUACGAGUUGAGAUCGAAGGACAUCAAACAGAGAGACGAGUGGUUCCAGGCCAUACAAAGUGUCAUCCUCAAUCCACCUGUGGGUGGGGGCACAAAUCCUCAAGGUGGGGUAAAUUGA
Molecule: messenger RNA, 746 nt
Organism: Symsagittifera roscoffensis
Lineage: Eukaryota; Metazoa; Xenacoelomorpha; Acoela; Convolutidae
Exons: 4
Coding region: 276-746 (156 amino acids)
Source: RefSeq, a predicted model, not a curated record